CGGAAACAUUGACGCAAAAUUUCAAAUUUUGCGAAACUCCUUAAGGACGAAAUUUCACGAAGGUUGUAAACACUUGCUUAUCAAUUUAACCUACAUCAGAAAGGAUACGCAAUGCUUAGAGAUUAAAAGUUUGAAAAAACGCAUAUCCAUGGUAUAAAUCCGAUUAUCAGUUAGACAAUCUGAAUUUAACAAACACUUGAAAUAUGACUCAUACGUAUUAUGGUGUGUCACCACAAAAUCUGGAAACUACACAUAAUGCUACGUAUAUACUACCAAAACUUAUGCCCAAGUAUCGUGGACAUUGUCCAGGCGUGAAAUUUGAUUAUGGUCAAACAUAUGGAGCGAAUACAUGUAAACAAUUUCAAGAUUAUCGAUCAACAGUACUUCAAUCAUCCAUGUCAUCACCAUAUAAAGAUGGCGGUUACCUGCCUACAAUUUAUACACAUAAUUCAAAAUUACUAUCAAACAAAUUAAUACAAAAUCGUGAACGAUAUAAUGAUGGUAGAUAUUGUUAUCAACUUUACAAUAAAGAUAAUUAUCGAUCCGAUGAAAUUAAACAUUUUGCAAAUGCUGUUCAAAAACAUCGUGAUUAUUAUUUAGAUAAAACUGGAAUUGAAAAACCUGUACCCGAGUUUUUAAUUCCAUUAAGUAAUGAACAAUUUAUUAAAGAGAAAUAUUUAUUUCGAUAAUAAUAAUAAUUAUCAUCAUACUCAU
Molecule: messenger RNA, 714 nt
Organism: Schistosoma turkestanicum
Lineage: Eukaryota; Metazoa; Platyhelminthes; Trematoda; Strigeidida; Schistosomatidae
Source: the annotation of a GenBank genome assembly